Messenger RNA from Aplosporella prunicola CBS 121167, 222 nucleotides. RefSeq lists its product as uncharacterized. The transcript is spliced from 2 exons. The annotation marks the transcript as partial. The record is from RefSeq and is a predicted model, not a curated record. Lineage: Eukaryota; Fungi; Ascomycota; Dothideomycetes; Botryosphaeriales; Aplosporellaceae.
UUUCCCUUCAAUAUCCACAACAAUCCCUACAAGGCCAAGCGCACCUGGCCACCAGACUUCACCAAACUCUCGCCCAAGCACCAAUUCCGCAUCGAGCGCAAAUAUAGGCGGAGGACGGCGCUGAAAUGGGAGCGCCCAAAGUGGACUAAAGCCGUGAAGCUGGCUCAAUGGGGGGCCAUCCUCUUCGUUACCGUCUACGGAGUGCUCUUCAUGGAUUGGGGC